AUGCCUCCAGUAAAACCCAACAGACAUAAUACCCAUAACGACUCUUUCACGCAUCACAUAUCGCGCCAAAUUUUUACUAGGCGGUCUGAUUUCCCGCAACAUUUCACGACAAUAUCCGAAGCUCGUAAUGCGGAGGCAAUUUGCAAAUUCGAUUGGAUAACAGAAUUUAAGAUAAAAGAAUUAAUUGAUUAUUCCGAUGGUUUACUUGAAAUUUCGAUAUUACCAUCAUUUUUCUUUGAAACAUACAACCUUGCGUUUCCGCAGAAUAAUUCGAAAGAUAGUUUGGGUGAUGUUCUAAAAUCAACGUACCCAGAAACAUUUGAAACCAUGAAGUUUGAAGAUCGUGAAUAUAUUUUUUCAAUUCUUUCCCUUACGGUUAACAAUACCACAUCUCAAUCUGGUAGUAACUUAAAUAUCAAUAAUAUCAAUACUUUAUUGUACGACUGUAAUUACCGAAGUCGUUAUUACUCCUCACAUCGUUAUUGUGACGAAAUCGAUUCUGAUGUAACUUCGAUGGACUUGGAUUCGGAUGAAAACGGAAGUUGGACCGAGGAAGUAGAAUGUUCUGGAUUUUCGGGAAAAGUUGUAUCCUCUGAAAAAAAGAAUAAUGGAUUACAUGAGACACAUAGAUGGUUUAUAUUAUUGGUGAAUGGUUUUGUCUAA
Acaulospora morrowiae is the source of this 663-nucleotide messenger RNA. NCBI's taxonomy places the organism in Eukaryota, Fungi, Glomeromycota, Glomeromycetes, Diversisporales, Acaulosporaceae. The record is from the annotation of a GenBank genome assembly.